Diaporthe amygdali is the source of this 1440-nucleotide messenger RNA. RefSeq lists its product as uncharacterized. The transcript is spliced from 2 exons. The record is from RefSeq and is a predicted model, not a curated record. The coding region runs from base 1 to 1440 and encodes 479 amino acids. NCBI's taxonomy places the organism in Eukaryota, Fungi, Ascomycota, Sordariomycetes, Diaporthales, Diaporthaceae.
AUGACUCCCCCCCAGCAAGAUGCAGCCCCGCUGGCUGAACCUGACUUGGUGUUUCCACUGCACUACUUCGACAAUAGUGCUAUGUUCACGAAUAUUACCAUGUACGCAAUAAUGGUCUUCGAUGAGGUUUUAGACCCUGAAAAGCUUCGCGCGAGUCUCGACGGACUUGUUCAACGCGACACCUGGCGGAAGCUGGGCGCAAGGGUGAGGAAGGGAAAAAAUGGGCCUGAUCUACAUGUCCCGCGGAAGUUCUCCACCACUCGCCCGGCUAUUGCCUAUACACACGCCUUUCACGACGUGGCCAAGGCAGACCACCCUGUGACAUCUCGCAUGCCUAGUUCGGAGUCGGCCACCAUGGACCGUCCCGCUAUUGUGGGCAAUCCCGAGGACUGGGCUGAAUUGUGUUGUGGAGCUGAUGGGCCAAAAUCACUCCAAGACUAUGUCGGCUCAGACCGACCCGUCACUGGCCUCCACAUCAUCUCGCUCAAGGACGCCACGAUUGUCACUCUGCACUGGCUUCAUGCUGCAGCCGAUGCUAUGGCACUGAAGGCUAUUUUGGACAACUGGGUUUUGAUCCUUCAAGGUCGAGAAGCCGAGGUCCCCCUUCUCCAUGGUUUCGAUGAGGAUCCUCUGCGCGAGCUGGGGUGUCACCCGACAGAACCUUACGAGCUUGCAGGCUCUGAGUUGUCAACCUUGGGUACUGCAUCGUAUGUGUUGAGGAAUGGCUACAAUAUCCUCAUGAGCCAGAAACAAAACCGGACAGUAUGCAUUCCGGCCAGUUUCAUGAACAAGCUUCGGCAAAACGCAAUACGAGAGCUGAGGGAGGCGGGUCACAAGGACCCAUUCCUGACUGACAACGAUCUCAUCACAUCGUGGUGGUCUCGUCUCGCCUUCUCCCAUUUGCCCCCUGAUAAGCCCGUAACUAUCAUGCAAGCCAUGUCUGCUCGGCGCGCGCUCGAAAAAGAUCUUCUGCCCCCGGACAGGCUUUAUGUCUCCAACUGCCUAAGCUUCACGAGCGUGCUCAAGACUAAAAAGGAAGUUGACCAGUCUCUGGGUCUUUUGGCAGGGGACAUCCGGCGCGGCAUCAAUAAGCACGGCACGCGCGAGCAGAUCGAGGCAUUCCAGAGUAUGGUCAGGGCCAAUGCAUGGCCACUGGGCCCGAUGCCAAUAUUCUUUGGAAAGCCCAACAUGCACCACAUAGGUUUCUCAAACUGGACCAAGGUCAAGACUUACCUCACGGAUUUCUCGGCGGCAUCUGUAACAAAGCGAGACACGCCUCUCUACCCAUGUUUUGUCUCGCAGAUCCAAACGGGUAUUCCUUACCCUGAUGGGUUCCUCAUUACUGGGCAAGACUCUCAUGGCAAUUAUUGGCUCGAGGGGUACCGGCCUGCUGGACUGUGGACGCAUAUAGAAGGAAUGAUAAAGGAGGCGGAUAUCUGA